ACUAUUUGCCCGAUUUGCCGCUUGAUUAAAAUUACGGCGCAAGACGGCCGUCGAACGGUGGAGUAAAUAUUUUAUUUGUACGUGAUAUAAUAUCGAGCGGGAUUAUAUAUAGCGAGCGUCACACAACACGAACAUGAAUCCUGCGGAAGCCGAAACUAUUGCUGACCUGGUUCAGAAUAUGAUUAUUUCUCUGUGCGGCGAACAAAAGCCAGAGUCGAUCAGAAGAUUUAUGCGUUUUUCCCUUGGCUUAUUGUCGUCUACUCAAGGCAUAGAAACAUUGAGAGAGGAUGAAGUGACUGUAGCAACGUAUAUAAAGAGUAAAUUAUCGCCACGUGAUGCAGUGCAGUUUGAUAAGCUGCACAAUGAUUUGAAAGAUGGGCCACUGAAGAAUCGUACGAGCGUUCUAAUAUUCGUACUGAACAUGGGCCAGUCGGUGGAACAAAUAAAGGACAAAAUCUUUUUGUUUCCAGAUAUGAAAUCGCAGUUAAGCCCAGUCACGUCCACUAGUGGACAAUCGUCACAAACGUUAUGUUCUCAAGCACAAGUUGUAUCGUUAAAUACCACAGAGACAAAUUCGAAAGGACUAUUAACGAAUCCAAGUAAAAUAUUCAACGAGGAGUGCGUUUCAGAAGAUGUACUAGUCCAGGACUUGAUAUAUUCCUUUCAAAGUGUCGAAGGGAAAGUUUUAAAGUUAGAUUCCAGCUAUGGCUUUCAGAUAGAUCCCAUAGCAAAAAUUAAUAGAUCACAAAAACAAGCUGUUUUAAGACUAAGCGAACUGGGAUACCUGCAUAGCAUAGUACGAAAAGGAUUAGAGAGAAUGUCUGUUGCUGGUGCAGGCAGAGUUACCGAUAGUUUCGUUGCUGCGUUACAUAAGGAACUGUCAGAAUAUUACAGAUUCAUAGCCAUAAUGCAAGAAGAGGUGAAUAGAUCACAAAAUCAAAUGAUUACAUAUGGAGUUACAUUGUCCCGUUUACAUCUUUCCGCAUGCGAUCCGUUGGAAACUCUAAAGUGGUUAGCGAGUAUAGUAAGAACUUGCCAAGGCCAGAAAGGUGGUGCAUUAGCAUCUACUGUUUACGAGUUCAGCUAUCACGGGGAUGUCAUUGUGAAGAAUUUAGUCAAAAGAGUUUUGGAAAGUGUUUGCAAUCCCCUGUACAACAUGUUAAUGAGAUGGAUCGCUGAUGGGGAGCUGGACGAUCCGUACAAGGAGUUUUUUAUUCAAGCGUGCAAUGAUGUUAGUGGCGACAGAAUGUGGCAUGAGAAAUAUCAAGUGAGAAAUUCAAUGGUGCCAUCCUUCCUUAGUAAAGCACAAGCAAGGAAGAUUCUAGGAACAGGAAAAAAUAUUAAUUUCUUACGUGAAGUUUGUAAAGACUUUUCACCGUGGCAAGAUAGACACGCAGAUAUGUUUAAGAAUAGUGAUGAGGAAUAUAAUGUUGAAAUCUUUUUCGAUAUGGAUCCAGACGGUCGUCUGCAAACUAUGAUGGAUGCUGCUUAUAAAGAAACUUCAACAAGAGUUGUUGAAAUAUUGACAAAACAAUAUCAUCUGAUGGAUCAUUUGCAGGGGAUUAAGGGAUAUCUCUUGCUUGGCCAAGGCCACUUUAUUCAACAUCUUAUGCACUUAUUAGAGCCUGAAUUAGCCAAACCUGCAAGUUCUUUAUAUCCUCAUAACAUGACAUCUAUACUUGAAACUGCAAUAAGAGCAACCAGCACAAAGUUAGAUGAUUUAGAUGUGCAAAAACGUUUAGAUGUCAGACUAUUAGCCCCUUCAGAAAAUGAAACAGGAUGGGACGUCUUUAUUUUAGAUUAUAAUGUUGAUGGACCUAUAGGAACGAUUUUGGAGCCAUGCAGACAGACGUAUCAAACGGUUUUCUUUGCUUUAUGGAAAGCAAAGAGAAUGGAGUCGAUUUUAUCUGCUAUUUGGAAGCAACAGACAACGUCAGCGAAAAUGUUUAGAAAAAUGCCGGAAGUAUUGCCCAUCCAGAAUCAUAUUCAUUUAAUUACUAGUAGUAUGGUUCAUUUGGUCCAUCAAAUGCAAUAUUAUUUUUUAUUUGAGGUAAUCGAAUGUUCUUGGGAUACAUUUGCAAAGCAACUUCUGCAGGCGUCAUCUCUUGAUGAUAUAAUUGCAGCUCAUAAUCAUUUUGUUGAUUCUGUACGACAUGGUACAUUAUUGGAUGAAAAAUCGCAAGAACUUAUGGAUCACUUACGCUCAGUCUACAGUCCAAUACUAGAUCUCCAAAAUCUCGAGGAAUCUUUCCUUGCGCGUGCUACACAGGAAUACGAGGCAAGAUUAAGUGCCGAUAAUUUUAGGCAGGAACAAACGAAAAAAUGGGGUCGUACAAAUAAAAAAGAUCAAGAAAUUGCAAAAAAAGAGGCAGCAUUUUCAAAAUAUCUGAAUACACUUUCAAUACAAUUGAGACUACUUUCGAGAACCUAUCAGGAUCGUGUGAAAAAAUUUCUAUUAAUGCUUGCUUCCGCUGAAGAUGUGUCGCUGCAGUUACUUAGUGUACGAUUAGAUUUUAAUGAAUAUUACAAGAGUAAAGAUAGCCGACUAGUUGUGCCAUUAACAUAUCAACAUCGCAGACAAAGUGAUCAGACUUUCUUUGGAUGCAAGUGACAAUUGGCAGCAGAAAUUUUAUUUGAGACCUUUAACGAUUCAAGUUACCUUUCAAAUAAAUGCUGUACCUCAACUGAGCAGAAUCCAUCUGACGUUAAUAGUAAGGAUACAAGCAUAUUUGAUUUUUCCAACAAUCGCCCUUCAUUUUGUUCUUUAUAUUGAUAUCAUGAUACCACCAAUUUUUUUUAUAGACCACACUCAUCCAAAAUGACGACAGAUGUCAAUGACUCUGUCGCUUUGCACAAAAAAAGAUGUAGAACCAAUUUGAGAAACGCUGA
Molecule: messenger RNA, 2889 nt
Organism: Temnothorax curvispinosus
Lineage: Eukaryota; Metazoa; Arthropoda; Insecta; Hymenoptera; Formicidae
Product: gamma-tubulin complex component 3 homolog
Exons: 11
Coding region: 134-2611 (825 amino acids)
Biological process (GO): spindle assembly; meiotic cell cycle; mitotic cell cycle
Cellular component (GO): spindle pole; equatorial microtubule organizing center; gamma-tubulin small complex
Molecular function (GO): microtubule minus-end binding; gamma-tubulin binding
Source: RefSeq, a predicted model, not a curated record